Molecule: messenger RNA, 913 nt
Organism: Erythranthe guttata (spotted monkey flower)
Lineage: Eukaryota; Viridiplantae; Streptophyta; Magnoliopsida; Lamiales; Phrymaceae
Product: transcription factor bHLH106
Biological process (GO): regulation of DNA-templated transcription
Molecular function (GO): DNA-binding transcription factor activity; protein dimerization activity
Source: RefSeq, a predicted model, not a curated record
GAGACAAUAUACAUCAUCCGUUCACACGAAAGUAUAAUUUUCAGACAAGGAAAACAGCGUCGUCAUGCAGCCGAAGAACUCGCCGGAAUAUUCUUACCUGGAUCAGCUGUUGGGUGGAAACUAUGGUUUUCCGGCGAGAUCGGAUAAUCGGAGUGCAACUGCAGCUUCUGAAAAUCACAAAGAAGCUGAGAGAAAACGUAGAGAGAGAAUCAAUGGCCAUCUUCAUCGCCUCAGAUCCCUUCGUCUCUGCAAUUCUAAAAUAGAUAAAGCUUCAUUGCUAGCAAAGGUGGUUCAACGUGUGAAAGAACUAAAACAACAAACAUCGGAAAUCGUGCAGCACGACCAAACAUUCCCUUCCGAGGCAGACGAAAUCGAGGUUUUCAAACACGAGGAAUAUUAUUCUUUUGGCGGGAAAUCAUCAUCGGUCGUGAAGGCGUCUCUCUGCUGCGACGAUCGAGCGGACCUCGUACCGGAUUUAAUCGAAAUACUAAAGUCGCUGCGUUUGAGCCCCUUGAGGGCAGAAAUGGUAACUUUGGGUGGGAGGAUUAGGAAUGUGAUGAUUUUGGCGGGAGAUGAAAAUCGAACCGAUGAGUCCGUUUUGCUGCUUAGAGAUGCUUUGAAGACGUUGGUCGUUCGAUCAAAUUACGUUUCUGGAGAAAGAUCGAAAAGGCGGAGGUGGUUCGAUGAAAGGAUGAUUAUUGGGUAAUUAAUUGAUUUUUUUUGAAAUUAUGGAGGAAUAAAUAAGUUAGUUAACACUUGUUUUUAAUUUUUGGUUGUAAAUAUUUAAUGUCUUUGUAAUUUGGCUUUGUUUGGUGGAUUUGUGUGAUUUAUAGUGAGUGUAAUUGUUAUUGUUUCACUAGCAAUUUUAAUUAAGUGUGUUGUAUUUUAAUUAUAAUGUAAUGAAAUUAUGGAU